UCCGAGCAAAGUUGAUGAAACGAUUAUGCUUUCUCAUUAUUUGAUACUGCAAACAAAUUAUAAGUCGGUAACUUGUCGUGUAAAUAGACAAGUGCUUUUUACUGAUUGAGAAUGCCCGGCCUCGUACUCUGGAACGUACUAACCAAUGACGAGGCAGUAGAGAUGCAUUAUACUCUCGAAACCAACAUCUAUACUAGACGGUGGUUGUGAUCAGGAGCUGUUAAGAGAUGCCGAAAGUGGUGCUCACCAAGGGAACACGGGAAAUGAGGACCGUAUUGAGAUAUUUUGUCUGACAUCAAUUGGACAAUGUAAUCUAGUGACUGGAGUUAGCGGCCCUUUUUUCUUCUGUGAAUUGGAGCACAUAGUUUUUUUAGAUUUUCCUGUUUUGGGGAAAAACUCGGACAAAUCACGGAUAUUUCAGACUUUACACGGAUAGCAUUCGAAAUCACGGAAGAAAGUGUACUUUUGUCAGGUUCCUGUGGUUGGGUGAAAUUGUGAACAGGACAUACUCUCAUUGCCUUCAUUGAAUACGACCAACUCAGACUAUUCCUUCAAGUGAAUUUUAGCUAUCUCUAAGACUGGGAACAACAUUAUCUCCAACGAUGCCGUCAGAAUUUGGACAUUUGGAUGAACUGACCAUGGACACGGCCGCCAUAUCGGAGUCACUCCAGUUCAUUAUUCCCAUAAUUCUCCUUCUGAUCAUCUGCAUCACGGGCCUGAUCCUCAACUUCCUCAUCAUCCUGGCAACCAUACUCUCCAAGCGCCUCCAAUCACCAACCAACCUCUUCAUCUUCAGCCUGAGUUUGUCUGACCUCCUGUUAUGCGCAGUACCGUGCACAUUCUACGCCUACAGCGCACUGUACAAGGACUUCAAGAGCGGGCCAUUCUGUGGGAUAGCGUCUUCCGUGAUUCACAUCUGCACCUUACAGACCCUCUUUUCCUUCCCGCUGAUUGCUUAUAACCGGUUCGUUCUGGUUGUCCGGUCGCGACAGCGCUAUCUCAGAUGCUAUACAAUGUUCAACAGCAUCACGAUGGUGCUUGGUUCAUGGGUCCUGGCUAUAGGUGUCGUUCUCAUCAUACUUUUUCUCCAUCCGCUAGAAUUUGAUUACUAUCCAUCAAAACGUAUUUGCGUCAACCCAGCCUCUACCCCAGCCAUUUCUAUAAUGGAGCUGUGCACAUUGGUACUGUGUUUCACACUGGCCUUACGCUCGUACAUCGAGAUUUACACCCAUCUUCGGAAAGCAACAGGUAAAGCGACAUCUAUACCAACUUCCAACCAGAUUCGUAACCGGAAAGCAAAAGUAAAAGUAACAAAGAAUAUGUUCUGGGUAACUGCCGUCUUCUGCGUCUGUUGUUUACCGAUUACUGUGCUCAGAGUAGUUGAUAUGAAAGCAAAGCUCGUAGCCUCGUUCUGGCACCGGAUGUUCAGAAUAUUGUUUUUCAUUUCCGGUGUAGCCAAUCCGUUGAUUUAUGCUGCACGUCACCAACUUUACAAAGAUGCAAUCCGCUCGAUACUGCAAUGUAAGAGGCCAGAUAAAAUCUACAUGGACAGUCUGCGGAGGAUAGCGAAACGAUCAAGACGAGAGAAAGAGACACGGAUAAGGACACUCACCACCGGAAGUAGUCUUGAGACCGGAAGUACUGACAUUGAGGAAAAAAAUGCUGUCAAUAAAAGCACGUACGAAAUGGUUGUGACGACAACGGUUAAAACCUAGGAC
Messenger RNA from Lineus longissimus, 1718 nucleotides. RefSeq names its product QRFP-like peptide receptor. The record is from RefSeq and is a predicted model, not a curated record. Gene Ontology annotation, biological process: G protein-coupled receptor signaling pathway. NCBI's taxonomy places the organism in Eukaryota, Metazoa, Nemertea, Pilidiophora, Heteronemertea, Lineidae. Gene Ontology annotation, cellular component: membrane. Bases 603 to 1715 code for a protein of 370 amino acids. The transcript has a single exon. Gene Ontology annotation, molecular function: G protein-coupled receptor activity.